This is a messenger RNA of Rangifer tarandus platyrhynchus (Svalbard reindeer), 348 nucleotides long. Lineage: Eukaryota; Metazoa; Chordata; Mammalia; Artiodactyla; Cervidae. The record is from the annotation of a GenBank genome assembly.
AUGUCUCAAAUCAAGGAACAAGAAAAACUAUAUGAAGUGGAGAUAGGCAACCUUCCAGGAAAAGAAUUCAGAAUAAUGAUAGUUGAAGAUGAUCCAGGAUAUCAGGAAAACACUGACGAAGAUUCAAGAAAUGUUUACCAAAGACACACAAGAACCAAAGGACAAACAGAGAUGAAUAAUACACUGGAAGGAAUCAAUAGCAGGAUAACUGAGAUAGAAACAUGGGUAAAUGACCUGGAGGACAGAAUGGUGGAAAUCACAGCUGCAAAACAAAGAAAUGAAGACAGCCUAAGAGACCUCUGGGGCAACAUUAAACACACCAACAUUUGCAUCACAGGGGUCCAAUAA